CUCUCAUCACCUUUUCCUUUAACAGUUGUUCUGGAUCCCUUUUCAGAAGCUUCGCCUCCAAUUGCCUGGCCCUCCCACAUCACCACAGCACACCAUGGAAGCCGCCGCAGGCGUAGCCUACGCCGCCGAGAAUCUUCUCUCCGGCGCCGCAGCCCUCAUAAAGGGCGUAACACAUCCGGCUCUUCCGCUGAAAGCGCACCUCACGCACAUUACCUCCUGCCCGCUGCCGCGCGCUCAACACACCCUCUCCGUGGUCAAAGGCCGCGCCUACAUCUUCGGCGGCGAAAGCGAACCAGGGAAACUCGCUGACAAUGCCAUGCACAUUGUCAUUCUUCCCUCAAGCGGCGUCCUAGAAGCAGACUACACGUCUAUCGCCGCGAGACCGGAACAGCCGGACGGAGAGGUACCGGCGCCGCGUAAGGGACACACAAGUGUGGUUAUUGGGGAUAGUGUAUACAUCUUUGGUGGCGAGGGCGUGGAGAAUGAGAACGGGAGGGUUUGGAUAUUUCAUACGGUGAGGAAUUCGUGGACGUAUCUAGAUCCCGCACCGGAUACUCUGUACCCGAGCCAUUGUGCGGGGCAUGCGUGCGCGAGCUCAGAGUUCCCGGGCCCAAAGGACAUAACGUACAAGGAACGCGCACCGCAGCAGCCGGUCGACCCAGCGAAAAAUGUCCCAGAGCCCGCUGAUCCGGAUUCCUGGGGCACCCUCUUCGUCGUCGGCGGAAAGAAUCUGCAAACCGGGGAGCUAAUGAGCGAAUCACUAGCCUUCGACGUGCGGUCACGCACAUGGUCCAACAUCCCCACUCCCCCAGGCCUACCAUGCGAAGGCUCCAGCAUGGCGCUCGUAGGCAACAUCUUAUACCGCUUCGGAGGCAAAGCCGGCGAGGGAGAGAUCGCGGGCGCCGACCCCAUACGGUAUCUCGACGUGUCGCCCGUCUGGAAACACGCAGAGGGCGGCACUACGCCUUUGACCAGCGGCUGGGCUUGGGACGAGAUAUCGUCUUCGGCUGAUAGCUCGGCGAGGCAGGUACGCUCACAUGCUGGACUUGAAGGGGUGACGACAGGCCAGGGACGACACUACCUCCUUCUUGUGGGCGGCGAGGGCGAAAACUCGACGUAUUAUGACGACAUAUGGGCGUUGCAACUACAUCCCAAAAAGGCCAGCGCGGCUGCGACGAAAGAUAGCAUGAGGAGCAGAAUGAAGCGCGAUACGCAUGAGGAAGAGUGGGCGGAGGUGGGAUAUAAAUACGUGGAUGCGAAAGAUGACGAGGACAGGGAGGUGGGACUGCCAGAGAAGGGGCUUGGGAAGAGGAGUAGGUUUGCGGUGGCGAAGGGGACGGAGGUUGAUGGGGCGAGUGUGGUUGUUUGGGGUGGAGUGGAUGCGGAGGGGAAGGUAUUGAGAGAUGGGUGGCUUGUUACUGUGGAGUGGUAGGGAAGCUGCUCAUCGAGAGGAUACCUCCGUGCUAGGCCGUGGAACUCGACGAUAAGCGUUUAGGAUGGGAAAACAAUUAUGACGACCGUAGCAUUUAGCGUGAGGCUCGGGUAGGAAGACCAAAUCUACGGGUGCUCGAAACGAGGAAGACGGACACU
Trematosphaeria pertusa is the source of this 1590-nucleotide messenger RNA. RefSeq lists its product as uncharacterized. The record is from RefSeq and is a predicted model, not a curated record. NCBI's taxonomy places the organism in Eukaryota, Fungi, Ascomycota, Dothideomycetes, Pleosporales, Trematosphaeriaceae. Gene Ontology annotation, molecular function: protein binding. Bases 95 to 1432 code for a protein of 445 amino acids. The transcript has a single exon.